AUGCCUUUGAGACUGACCACUACCAGCAACAUUGGAGCAAUGGGUCCAAGGAGGAAGGCCUCUAAACUCCAACCUUUUGGGGCCAGCUGUGGAGGGGAAAUGUCUCUUAAGCCCAUGGAGCCAAAGGACUACAUCAAUGAACUAUCCCAUGAAGUUUUAUGUCAUAUAUUCAGGUACCUUCCUAUGAAGGACAUCAUAUGCAUGGAGUGUCUGUCGAGAAAGCUAAGAGAAGCUGUUGCCCUCUACUUGCGUGUGAUCAAAGUAGUGGAUCUUUGUGCUGGUCACUGGUGGGAAUAUAUGCCCUCAGGUUUUACAGAUAGCAGUUUCUUGCUUCUUUUGAAGAAAAUGCCUGACCUAGAGCAGCUGUAUGGCUUGCACCCCCGAUACCUCGAGAGGAGACGAGUCCGAGGCUAUGAGGCGUUCAGUAUACCUGGUGUUGUGGAGGCACUACAAUCAUGUCCCAGUCUGUUGGGUGUUGAGACGUCUCACCUUGAGUUGGUAGAGGCCAUUUGGAACUACAUGCCACAGGUUCACAUACUUGGAAAGUUCCGCAAUCGUAACGGAGCGUUCCCAAUUCCUGCUGAGAAUAAACUGAUUAUCCCCAUUACUGCAAAAAUCCAGACACUUCACCUUGUUGGUGUAAAUGUCCCAGAGAUCCCUUGUGUUUCCAUGCUGCGCCACCUUUACUUGAAGUGGGUCCGUCUCACCAAACCUCAGCCAUUUAAAGAGUUCCUCUGCGUGAGCCUGAGAUCCUUUGUCAUGCGGAACUGUGCAGGUCCAACCAACUCCCUCAAAUAUGUUCCCCUGGUUACUGGUUUAGCUUCAGCCCGAAAUCUUGAACAACUCGAGUUGGUGAGAGUACCCUUCCUUGGAGGGCUCAUCCAACAUGUGGUGGAGGACAGCUGGAGAUCAGGAGGAUUUCGAAACCUCCACACCAUUGUGUUUGGAGCCUGUAAAAAUGCUCUGGAGGUGGAUUUGGGUUACCUUGUCAUCACUGCUGCUCGCAGACUUCAUGAGCUACGUAUCCAGCCAUCUUUGACCAAAGAUGGAGUGUUUUCCGCUCUCAAGAUGGCCGAACUAGAGUUUCCUCAGUUUGAUACUCUUCAUCUAGGAUACGUGGAUGAGUUCCUGCUCCAAUGUAAGAUGAGUCAUUCAGACCUGGUGAAGUAUGGUCUAGCUGAUGUGGUGGAGAACCCAGGCAUCAUAACUGAUAUUGGCAUUCAAGUGGUGAAUGAAGUGUUCAGUAAUAUAAAGUACCUGCUCAUCUACAAUUGUCCUCACCUUCAUAACCCUCACCAUUGGAUUACGGAUCAAUCCAGAUGGAGUCGACUUGUUGAUAUCACUCUGGUACGCUGUCAUGCUAUCAAACUGGAAUCCUUCUCCCAGUUCAUUGAAGCACUGCCCAGUUUAGAGUUCAUAUGUCUGGACCAGAUGUUUCGAGAACCACCAAAGGGCUGUGCCAGAGUGGGCCUCAGUGCAGGAACUGGUAUCGGCGUAUCCUCGGCUCUGGUCAGUAACCAGAACUCCAACAAUGACAACAACAAUAACAACAACCACCGCCAUCAUAACAACAAUGAGGCCAACCUGCCUCCUCCUCCGCCACCCCCUCCACAUCCACCCCCUCCUCCACCUCCACCACCACCGCCACCUCCACCAGUUUACAACACCCAAAGACAACAGCAACAGCUUAAUGCACCAGUGGAGGUCAACGGGAUACAGGUUGGGGAAGAGAACAUGCAGGCAGUGCCGGAAAUUGAAGCAAAAGGAGCUGAAAGGGCAGUGGCAGCAGAUGGCGAGAUUGCUGGGCCCAGUCAUCCAGCUGGUUCACCACAGCCGAAUGAUGGUGAUGAAGAACAAGCAGGUCCCAGUGGUUUAGUCCAGCAAUGUAGACCACCUGGUGUUGCCGUUCCGAAGCCCCCGCUGGUGCUGUCUGACUCGGAUAGUGAGGAGGAGGAGGAGGAAGGCCUCGUUUCAAGACUAACUCCAGCAGCGUCCAGUUCGCAGCAGCCCAUUUCUUGCACGGAAGGUAAAGGGAAGACUCCUCUACGGCGGACCAAUAAUGUGGCUGCUUCAGUCGUGGUGAAUCAGUCAAAGCCUCCUGUGUUUGAGGGCAGCUGUGAAAAGAGCUGUCAGGUGACCAGUGAGCAGAUUAAAGCGGACAUGAAGGCUGCGUCCGAGAACAGCCGAAGGACUAACAGUAAAAGUGUCGAUGCAGAACCAAGGGAGACCUCGGCACAGACCACUGGUGUCAGUGGGGUGGCAGGAAGGCCGGGGAUCGAACGUUCGAGCACGAUCGAACCUAGGGUAUCCUCUGCACGUGAGAGGGUGGAUAAUGGAAGUGGCAGAACUAAUGAGAGGACAGAAAACCGAUCUGGAACUACUACUGGUGAGAGUGGCACCAGCCAAGCUGGGAUGAGGCCGGCAUCUGGUGCCCCUAGUGUGGAACCUAUGCAAUCCAGAGAUUCGGCUGAAAACCUGACUUCAAGACAAGUAGCUUGUCAGAGACACAGACGAACUCCUGUUGCUCAGCGUUCAAGUUGUAAGCGAACUCUAGCCGGUGAUGGGGACUCCUCUACGGCGAGACGACCUGUGACACGGUCUAGUACUCGGAUGUCCACUGCCUCCCUGGUACCUGAGACAGAACUUCCAAGACCUAAGCCUCGAGUAGCAACAAGGAGGAAAAAAAUGGCUGACAAAUCAACCAGUACUUCAGACCCAGUGACAGAGGAUGACCAUGUACAGGUGUUGUCUCUGAAAAGUAAGAACCUGGUGGGCAUCACUCUAACCAACUGUGGAAUCACCGACCUGAUCCUCAAAGAGUGUCCCAAAAUGAUGUUCAUUCACGCUACCAGAUGUCGAGUGUUGAAGCAGCUGCGAGUGGAAAACGCUCCUAUUGUGAACAGGUUUGAUUAUGCACAAUGUAAGAAGCUGAACAUGGAGCAGGUCCUGGAUCAGAUUCUCAGAAUGCCUCCUGAGCGCAACCGCAUUAUCUACAUGCGUCCCAUGCACCAGAUUAACUCUGUGGCAUUGGAACGUCAGCUCUUCCGAGGUCCCUAUCCUUAUCACAUCGCUAUAGUUCACGAGUUCAGCAAUCCUCCAAAUAUACGCAACAAGGUCCGGAUUCGCAGCUGGAUGGACACCAUAGCCAAUAUUAGCCAGGAGUUAAUCAAAUAUGAGUUCUUCCCAGAGGCGACCAGGACAGAGGAGGAUGUGAAGAAGUAUCCGAAAUACCCAUGGGGCCGAGAAAUUUAUACACUCGAAGGGCUGUUGGACGGCGCUCCCUACAGCAUGAUAACGGACUUUCCCUGGCUUAGGACUCUGAGAGCGGCCGAUCCCAACAACUACGCCCGCCACGACUUCGAAGAUGACGAGAGCACCACCAUCUACGCCCCGAGGCGGAAGGGUCAGCUGUCAGCUGACAUCUGCAUGGAGACCAUUGGAGAGGAGAUCUCGGAGCGGCGGCAGAGCAAAAGAGGAGUCUUUCAGAGAGUCGUGGUCCUCUUCCUUCAUCACUGCGACACGCCAGGCGAACCUGUUGAUGACGACUACAUCUAG
Messenger RNA from Nerophis lumbriciformis (worm pipefish), 3555 nucleotides. NCBI's taxonomy places the organism in Eukaryota, Metazoa, Chordata, Actinopteri, Syngnathiformes, Syngnathidae. The record is from RefSeq and is a predicted model, not a curated record.